Molecule: messenger RNA, 6258 nt
Organism: Bombus huntii
Lineage: Eukaryota; Metazoa; Arthropoda; Insecta; Hymenoptera; Apidae
Product: large neutral amino acids transporter small subunit 1
Exons: 12
Coding region: 401-1867 (488 amino acids)
Biological process (GO): amino acid transmembrane transport
Cellular component (GO): membrane
Molecular function (GO): L-amino acid transmembrane transporter activity
Source: RefSeq, a predicted model, not a curated record
CGCACGUUAUAAUGCUCGAAGCCCACGAACGGAACGAACGUUCGACGACAGUCAUUCAGAGCUCGACCAGUGUGCCACACGUUUCGUGGCUUCUCUAAUCCUCGUGCUACGUCGUGCUGGAUCACAUCCGCCCUCAGCAGUUGCCGGUGUCGACGAUCGGACCACCCGAACCAACCGGAACAGGAACUAAGGAUACGGAGAGGAAGAACGAUGCUUUGAGUACGUCGCGUGUAUACCGGACAUCAUAUCCCGGUGAAUUUUCUCUGUGACGCGUCGAUCGUCGAUAGAGGCUAUCCUUUGUCUAUAUGCAACAGUGACCAGUGAUAUUCGACAAGAGAACUACACAGAAUCUCUAAAGGUUGAGCAUCGCGUUUCCUCCGAAUAUUGAUUAUUCGGAAGGAUGUCGAAGUCGGGAAGCAUCAAGGAUGACGAGAAGGGGCCGUAUGACCCGGUUCCAAUCGCCGACAAAGCCAACGACGAGAUCAAACUAGAGGCGAAGAUGUCCCUAUUGAAUGGAAUUACCGUGAUCGUUGGCUCCAUUAUUGGUUCUGGCAUAUUCGUUAGCCCGACCGGCGUUCUCAAGUAUACAGGAAGCGUGAACGCGAGUCUUCUGGUAUGGACAGCUUCUGGUAUCUUCUCCACGGUAGGUGCGUACUGUUACGCGGAACUAGGUUGCAUGAUCAGAAAGUCGGGUGCCGAUUACGCGUAUAUCAUGGAGACCUUCGGACCCUUUCUGGCGUUCAUCAGGCUCUGGGUUGAGUGCAUGAUAGUCCGACCUUGCAGCCAGGCCAUCGUUGCCUUGACUUUUAGCGUUUACGUGUUGAAGCCAGUGUUUCCGGAUUGUGCACCGCCGGACGAUGCCACGAGGAUAUUGGCAGCGUGCUGCAUCUGCAUCUUGGCGUUCAUUAACUGCUGGGACGUAAAAUGGGCGACAAGGGUGCAAGACAUUUUCACAUACGCAAAAUUACUCGCUCUUUUCAUCAUCAUCUUCGCAGGAGCUUAUCAACUCUUCACUGGACACACGCAGUAUUUCACGUUCGACAAUACAAACACAGAAGUGACGUCGAUAGCACUCAGCUUUUAUUCGGGACUGUUCGCUUACAACGGCUGGAACUACUUGAAUUUCAUCAUCGAGGAACUGAAGGACCCUGUCAAGAAUUUGCCAAAGGCUAUUGCUAUCUCGUGCGUCCUUGUUACAACAGUCUACGUUUUCGCAAACAUGGCAUUUUACACAACGCUGAGUCCAGUGGAAGUUCUCGGCAGUGAGGCUGUAGCAGUCACGUUUGCGAAUCGUUUGUUCGGCAUGUUCGCUUGGAUGAUACCAGUAUUCGUCGCCCUUUCCACAUUUGGCGCUGUAAAUGGAAUUCUUCUGACAUCCUCCAGACUCUUCUACGCUGGCGCCUGUGAGGGUCAAAUGCCUGAAAUAUUAACGAUGAUCCAAAUUUCGAGGCUCACCCCUACGCCAGCUGUCCUCUGCAUGACCAUGUUGUCCAUGUUGUAUCUCUGCUCUUCCGACAUCUUCGCCCUCAUCAAUUACGUUGGUUUUGCUACUUGGUUGAGCAUAGGAGUUUCUGUCCUCUGUCUACCAUGGCUCAGAUGGACACAACCAAAGCUGCUGAGGCCCAUCAAAGUGAACCUCUUCUUCCCCAUAAUCUAUAUUCUUGCCACGCUCUUUGUAACUAUUGUGCCCAUGUAUGCCAGUCCUGUGGAAACAGGAUAUGGUUGCCUGAUGAUCCUCUCGUCCAUACCCGUAUAUUUUGUGUUUGUCGCGUGGAAAAGCAAGCCCAAGUUUUUCCAGAAUGGAGUCGGCGCCGUUACCAAAACAUUGCAGAAGAUGAUGGUAGUCGUCGGACCAAAGACUAAGUAAGUGUUACGAAGUUCCUGCAGAAGAUAAUGCUGGUCGUCGGCAAGUCGAAACCCGCUCAGGUUUAACCGCAGUCACAAUGGAUCCUUUCGACAACGAUGACUUCCGGUUCCAAGAGAACUAGACACUAUUCAGAAUGCUCAGAGGAAAUUCCGUUUUCUUUAAGAAAAUUUAUUUCAUAUUUAUCUACGUGGCAAAUUUGAAAAGUCUGUGCAAACUUCAAAAUAUCGGAUUUAAAAAUCUAAUUCAAUUGGAACAAUAUUCGUUCUCUGAGCAUAAAGGGCGUCCUUAUUAGAGGCAGCCAUAUCAAAUCAGGACGCCUACCAGUAGACAACAAUAAAAAUCUGGUUCUCUUGUCUAGUCGCCAUCCGUGUUAAACUGGUUUCGGGAUUUUUGCGGUAAUUUAUCAUUCACACGUUUCAUCCAACGGAGGUGUAACAUCAUAGACAACCAAUGACCACAAAGAACUGCUGUAUUUUAACAUAAAGAACCAUCGGCAUGUAACUACUGUCAAAAGGAAACAUGAUUUGCCUCUCCACUGGAUACGUGAAUACGACUUGAAAGAGACAUUCUAUCGUUAUUAUACCGUUUCAUUGCACAUUGUAUCAUUUCCAUUCCCGUGAUUCGACCCUUCGUUUCAAACUUUGUAUUACUAGAUCUUGCGUGGAAAUGAUAGUUCAUAGAUUCUUUGACAGUAAUUAAUUUAUUAUUCCUUCUUCUUAUAAUCUUCGAACGAAAUUAAUCCUUCGUGAUCCAAGUAAUAUUUAACAAAUAAUUGCAAAUGGUUGUUACUUAAUUUUUUAUUGUAGUUGCUUUCAAGAGCGGUAUACGAUUUAUAAAUUAAUACAAUCUUCAUGCAAUAUGUAUUAAGAAUUAAAAACUAUGGUUUUAAAUAUUAAAAGUGGAAAAGUAAAAUAAAAUAAGGUGAAAAUAACGAUUCUAAGUAGGAUUACAAAGGAUUAAUUGUAUAGUUUUAUAUGGUUACAGCCGUAGAUAGUUUUCCGAUUAGUUAUUAAGAUAAAAAGAGAAAGAAAAGAAUAAAAAGUAAAGAAACGAAGGGUGAGAAUAUUAUAACGCGCUGACACCCGAUCGCAUAAUAUGUACAACAAUCGCGUUUUACUGCCACUGUUGUUGGCGCGUGCACCAUGUAGGUACACUAUAAGUACACCAUAGAAUCAUGAAGCUCCAGAUUGCGAGCAAAAUUUCGUAAGAGGACGGACAGCCACUCGAGUAACUCUGGCUAUUCAUAUAUACCUUGUUCCUCUCUUUUUACUUUCUUUUUAUUAGACUUUGAACGCGCGUUUAACAGGAAAAUUUAAUUUCAUGUCUGUGUAACACAGAGCAAGCUUACGAGCGUACGAAUUUUUAUAGUUUUUAUACCUUUUUAAGCGUAAUUUAAGAUUUUAAAAACGAUUUUAGUCGAUUUUUUAGCGUUUGUAUCACUUUUAAUCAUUCCUUCUCUCGGCCUUAUUUUCUUUCGUGAAGAAUGGUGCGUGCAUCCAGCGUGAAUGUAAAUAUAGAAGAUGUGAAGGCUUAGUGACAAAAUUGUACCGAGCAUGGCGUGAGUUUAAACUUCAAGAAAAUUUCCAAAAAAGAAGUAGUAAAUUAAAUUGUUAUGAAAAACUAAAGAAACCUUUUGUGUGUACCAGUUGACGAUUGUGAAUCCUGCUUUAAGUUUAUCGUUAGUGGAAGGGAAAAAUCGCAGAAUCCAAAUGUUGCGAGGCUUUCCUUUAUUCUUCAUGAAAUAUCAGAGGAAAAUGAAAGAAGAAAAAUAUGAUGCAGCUCGUAAGAUUGUCCUGUUCAUUUGACGAAUUUAAUUUAGUCGAACUAUAAUACAUACUGCGAACCUCUUAAGACUUAACCCAUUAUCUCAUCUCCUAUCACUCACGGAUACCAUAGUUUACACGCUGUGAUUCUUACUUUAUCUUAGAGAUGCAUUUUUUUUGUAAAUAUCGAUUUUUGCAAACGAUUGCCAACGCACGGACCUUUUCGGACGGAAAUUUUGAAAGAUUUUCCUUUCCUCACGGGUGCGAUACAAUUGGUAGACUGUGAGAUUUAAGACGAUGGACAUUUUUUGGUAGCGAUCGUGAGACUUGUUUGAACGUUUUAACAUAUCUAAAAAGUAUCACCUGUUUUGAUACAAAUUGUUUAUAAACUGACAUUUUUACUAGCCAGAAAAAGUUUCAAGUCGCAGCAACGUCUUUAUUCUUUAAAUGUUUCGCGUCACAAUUUGCAAUCUUUUCUUCAAGUAUAACGAAGAAAAAACAAAAUACGUGAUUUUAUUUGAAAUUAUUUAGGUAAAUCGAAAAACUUCUAAAAGCAUUCGUGUUUCGAGAUUUUUUAACAGACAAGAAACUAUCAAAAUUUCUAAUCUGAAUGAAGGUGAAAAAGUUAUUCUACCACAGAGAAUAGAAAAGAAACUAGAAAAUUCGAGCAUAUCUGUAGCAAAAUUAUUCUAGGACCAAGAUUUUUCUAAAGAGUGUUCUCUCGGUGUUAAGUCUUGUCUAAUUAAAGAAACGUCCUGAUGCGUCCACGCGUAAGAUCCCAAAGUAAUUGAAUUACUUUUACCGAAACUCGCCAGCCUGGAUAAUUCGCAUGAUCCAAAUUUGUUUUGGAACAAAAUAUGUUUGGUGGUCGGAAAAUUGAAAUAAGAAUAAAUAGUAAUAUAAUUUUUUAAUAUGUCGAGAAAUGAAUCUAUGAAGCGGAACGUUCUUUUUAUAUCAAAAAAUUGAAAUGAAUCGGUUAGAUAUUAAUCAAGUAUUUUGAAAAUUCAUUCAGAACCACUUGUUUCGAAAUUUGCAGAUUUUUUAACUCUCUAUCUUCUUUUAUGCAUUCAAUAGUUGAAACACAAUUUUACAAACAGGGGUUUUUCACAAAUUUUCUUUAAUAUUAUUUUUAAUGUAAGAAAUCUCACCUCACAGUAAUUUGCACUUCUUUCAUUUUAGUCGAUACUUUAAUCGAUGCUAAUUGCAAUCACCGAUCAAAAAUUAAAACCAAACAAUCAGACCAAACAAAUUAGGAAUUUAAGAAGUCGCUAGAUGCUCAAUGUGUAUGUAUUUCUUUCCAACUAGCGAUUUAUAAAGUCAGACAAUAUCUUUUUCCUAAUUUAUAUACAACUUUCCCAUUGGAGAGUAUUAAGUGUUAAAUAGGAAAGGGAGGAAGACGAAUCGUCGAUGUUUGCAAUUACGAUUAAUAUCUAAGUUUUCCGUGGUUUGGCUGUUUUUGAGGGAUACGUUUCGACGAUCGUCGUCAACUCCCAUGGAAAACAACUGACUUGACAGAGUGUCCAUCGAUGCACGGCCUAGUCGAUCAUUGACGAUUCAUUACUUCGUCCAGAUAAUUAUACAAGCGCCAGGUUGAUCUCUUUCAAAAGAAAAAAUACAUCUAAAUGAUGCGAAAUAUUAAUCCUGAUUUAUUAUCGAUAAUGUCAUUGAUAUUAAUAUUGACCGAUAAUCAUGCUUUAAGCGUUUACAAACGUUUACGAAACGCAUCCAUAACCUCAAAUGAAUUCCAUAAUUUAAUUACUGCAAUUUAAAUACUAAUUGCACGCACAAGUACUAAUUGAAUAAUACGAAUUCUAUAGCGUUUGGAAAAAGAUAGAAAGAGUAAACCAACGCCGAAUGGACCGACGCUAGCGAUAGCGAUUCUAUAAAUAAAUUGUAGCAAAACGAGGAGGAAUUGCAUAUUUUUGACGAUGAAAGUGUCGAUGGCCACUCUGACACAUGUGACAAUAAACAUCUGUUAAUUAAUUAGUCAGGUGUAAGUAAGAUAAAAAAUAACAAAGAAAAAUCUAUGAACAGUUGGAAUGUUUGUAAGAAUUCGAUUUUUGUAUUAUUUUUUUAUGUUACGAAAUACCAGCGUGUACUUGAAAUGGCUUGCGAGGUAAAGAAGAAACGUUUGUCUCGACGCAUUACUCUAUGGUGGUUGCAUCAUUUUUAUUUCAACUUCUGGAGUUUCGAUGAAUCGUAAGUAGCAAGAGAAGGUUGUAUUAUUUUUAUAUUGUACAUAUAAUGAUAAUAUAACAAUGUAAGAUAUAUGCGGAUUUGUGAAAAGAUGGAAGAACCGGAAGUUGAGAAUCUUAGGCGAAUGUCGUUAUGAAGAAUCAAAGAAUUUACAAAAAAAAUUUCUUGCGAAUGUCAUUGAAAUUGUAUUCGUGAGUGUUCAAACGAAUUUUCAGAGUUAAUAGAUGGAAAAAGGCGAAAAGGUUAAAGGAUAAAAGUGCUGCAACCACGUUUGCGAGCAUUUAAAAGCACAUAAAAUGUACGAAUUCAUGUUGAAACGCAUAAUAAUUAAGAGGAAACGGUGCGAAAGCAGGAAGUAGCUUAGAAUCUAGACGAAGAAAAGAAGGAAAUUGGGGUCGAGCAAACUGUGACAAUAUAUUGUAUUAUAUAACA